AAGUGAAAGUCCCAAACAGAGCAAAGAGCUGAUGGUGAAAUGGCGUCUGAACAGGAAUUGGAGAACCUGAGAAAUGAAGCCACUUGUUCAAUCUGUCUGGAGUUUUACACAGAUCCGGUGAUUAUAGACUGUGGCCACAACUUCUGCAGAGACUGUAUUUUACAGUGUUGGGGCACAGGUCAAGAAAGUGUGUCCUGUCCACAGUGCAGGCAGCAGAUUCCCCAGAGGGGUGUUCGGCCCAACAGAACUCUGUCUAACAUGGUGGAGAGUGUUCAGAGACUGAGCCUGAAUCCGAGGCUGGAAGAGGUGGGAAUCCAGUGUGAAGAGCAUGAGGAGAAGCUGAAACUGUUUUGUGAAACGGAUCAAAGAGCGAUCUGUGUGGUCUGUGCGAUGUCCCGUGAUCACAAGGAUCACACAGUCAUUCCCAUUAAGGAAGCUGCUGAGCUCCACAAGCAAAAGCUGCAGAAAGCCCUGGAAACCCUUCAGAAACAGUUGGAUGAAAUGUCUCAGUGUCAGAGAGAAGAAGGAGCAGCUGAACUGGAAGUGAAGAGACAAGCCGAGCGUCUGAGGAAGAACAUCGACGCUGAAUUUGCUGAACGUCACCAGCUGCUGACUGAGGAGCAGCGAGACCUGAUCACCAAACUCAGACAGCAGGAGGAGGCCAUCUUAGGACAAAUAGAAAACAAUAAGAGUGACAUUUCCAAGCAAAUUACUUCUAUUAACCAGAGAAUAGCAGAAAUCCAGACAAGACUGACUCUCCAGAACACCGAAUUCCUGAAGGAUAUCAAAUCCAUCAUUGCCAGGUCUGUAAUCUUUCCUUACGUCCAUCUAGUUAGUGACAUUCCCUAAUCGCUUUGUGUAGCAGAAAUUGCUAUUAGUCACAGAGAAACAUUUGUGUGAGAGAGCCCAGAACAUUACAUAUGUCCAAUCUAUCUUCAAAUUGUACAGGGAAUUGUGAUGAUAAUAAUAAUCCUAUCAUUUGAUAGAGUGCUUUAUCAGAUCUUAAUAGAAUAUGCCAUAAAGGGAACUAAUUAUAUAUUUUUGGGAGAAACAAUGCAGUCCAUUGCGCACAGCAGUGUCCCGAA
Messenger RNA from Callorhinchus milii (elephant shark), 1085 nucleotides. RefSeq names its product E3 ubiquitin-protein ligase TRIM39-like. The record is from RefSeq and is a predicted model, not a curated record. The coding region runs from base 40 to 849 and encodes 269 amino acids. NCBI's taxonomy places the organism in Eukaryota, Metazoa, Chordata, Chondrichthyes, Chimaeriformes, Callorhinchidae. Gene Ontology annotation, molecular function: zinc ion binding. The transcript is spliced from 4 exons.